GGAUUGGUACACAUAAGUUGCCUGCUUCUGGGUAUUAUACUUCAAUAUAAUAUAUAUUUAUAUAUGUGGCUUUAUUUAUAAUAUAAAGUAGUUCUUGAAGCAGUAUUAGCUAGGAAUUUAUAUAAAUAAUAAAUUUUCAAUAUGUCAGCCUGGAAAGCCGAAGAUCAACUUAACGCUAUACUAAUCGAAGCUGCGAGUAUCCCAUGUGACGAUUGUCCUGUCGAAGAUUUGAAUUUAGAAUUCCCGCCGUAUUACGAUGAAAAACUAUUUAAACGUGGUCAAGAUUACUACCAGCAAAAUAUUUUUGCUAUGCACACCGGUAUGUUUUCUGGACUAAUUGGAGUUCUGGCGGUGCCUUCUAUUCUAAGAGUAUUAAUUUUCACGGAACGUUCAGGAACUGCAUGUUUGGCAUAUAGGAGAUAUUUUCAAACUAUUUUGCAUACUGCUUUGUGGUUUGAUGAUACACUCAACCCUAAUUCCAAGUCUUGGAAGUCCUUGCUUAUGAUACGGAAAAGGCAUUUGCUAACCGGAAAAUCAGCUUAUAAGCACGGUGCCGGACUAAUAAGUCAAAAAGACAUGGCCUUAACACAAUUUGGAUUCAUGGGUUUUAUUUUGAUACGACCACAUUUGCUAGGAAUAAAACAUGAUAAUUUAAAAGAUCGACAAGCUCUGGUGCAUGUAUGGCGAUGUUUAGGAUACAUACUGGGGAUAAAAGAAAAAUACAAUAUAUGUCGAGAAUCGUUCGAAGAAACUUUAGAACUUUGCGAACUGCUGCUUCAAAAAGUCUACAAACCCAAUUUGACCCAUUGCAGCAAGGAUUUUGUAAAAAUGACUAAAAUCCUAGUCCAAGGAUUGCAAGGACAAGCCCCAUUAUUAGAAUAUCAUGCAUAUAUGUUCUUCACAAAACGAUUGGCUGAUGUUGAAAGUUAUAAAUAUUUAGAAUCUGAUUAUCCGCCAAAUGAAAAUAAAGAAAUGGAACAAGCAUAUAAGAAAUUAGGAUGGUAUUCCCGAUUCUCUCUAUUUUUGAUAGUAGGAAUUCAUUCAUAUUUGCUUUCUAUACCGUUAUUUAGGUGGUAUUAUAAUUUAGAGAAACGAUUCCAUAUGAUAAUAGACAGAUAUAUUCCUUAUUUAGCUAUUUAUAAAUUUGGAUGGAAGAAUGCAUUUGUAGAUAUAAGAGUAGACACACCGCUUCCGGAUUCGAACUCGAAACCCAACGCAACAACUACCGCCUAUGCUACCGAACGAUUUAACGAUCUCGACCACCAUCUCCUCUUGCAGUUGUCAAUUAUAUAA
Molecule: messenger RNA, 1293 nt
Organism: Ctenocephalides felis (cat flea)
Lineage: Eukaryota; Metazoa; Arthropoda; Insecta; Siphonaptera; Pulicidae
Exons: 6
Coding region: 142-1293 (383 amino acids)
Source: RefSeq, a predicted model, not a curated record